Molecule: messenger RNA, 1533 nt
Organism: Fusarium subglutinans
Lineage: Eukaryota; Fungi; Ascomycota; Sordariomycetes; Hypocreales; Nectriaceae
Product: allantoate permease
Exons: 6
Coding region: 1-1533 (510 amino acids)
Biological process (GO): transmembrane transport
Cellular component (GO): membrane
Molecular function (GO): transmembrane transporter activity
Source: RefSeq, a predicted model, not a curated record
AUGUCGAAGAACGUUAAUGAUGGCGAUGUCGCCGCUGCUCCUGCAGCUGAGCACGCUGACCACAUAGACAACAUCACUCCUGUCAAGGAAGCCGAUAAAGCAGCUCUGUUCCUUAAGGAAAUGUCCGUAACUGGACCGAUAAUUUUCACGCCCGAGGAAGAACAGGCCGUUCUCCGAAAGAUCGACUGGAGAAUCCUGCCCCUCAUCCUCAUAGCAUAUUUCUUCCAGCAACUCGACAAGUCUACUCUUUCGUACUCGUCUGUUUUUGACAUGACCACCGACGCCAAUCUCCACGGGACACAGUUUUCAUGGCUUGGUUCGUCUCUAUACCUUGCCCAGCUGGUCGCCCAGCCUCUUGCUGCCUUGACGCUUGUCAAGUUGCCUACUGGAAAGGUCAUCGCGGGUGCUAUCUUCCUCUGGGGUUCGUCCCUUUGUAUAAUGAGUGCUUGCACGACUUUCAAGACGCUUCUGGUUAUGCGAUUGUUUUUGGGAACCUUCGAGUCUCUUAUUGCUCCCUCUCUUAUUGCUGUUACACAGAUGUGGUGGAAGAGAAAUGAACAGACUCUGCGUACCUCGUACUGGAGUGGUAUGAACGGAUUGACGUUCAUAAUCGGCAGUCUCUUCACAUUCGGACUUGGUCACAUCCAGAGCAGCACUCUCUUCUCUUACCAGAUAAUCUUCCUCUUCUGCGGCCUUCUUACCGUCGCCUACUCAAUCCCCGUUUACUUCCUCAUGCCCGACUCCCCGAUGGAAGCCAAGUUUCUUAGCGAUAGAGAAAAGGUUGUCACUAUCGAAAGACUCCGAUCAAAUCAAAUGGGUAUUGUUUCCCGGCAAUGGAAGUGGGAGCAUGUGAAGGAAUCCAUUCUUGAUCUCAAGACCUGGUGCUGGUUCUUCCUCGUCAUCACCAUUUCCAUCCCCAGUGGUGGUAUUAGCACUUUCGGAUCACUCAUCGUCAAGUCCUUUGGUUACAACAAGUUCCAGACCAUCCUCUUCAACAUACCCUUCGGAGCAGUCCAGAUGUGCGCCAUUAUUGGGUCCGGCUGGCUCGCCACCAAACUUGGCCGUAAGGGUCCUAUCAUUAUGCUUCUUUGCAUUACUCCCAUCAUCUCCGUCUACCCCGGAAUCACGCCCCUGAUCUUUGCUUGGGAGGCCCAAAAUACCGCUGGUGAUACCAAGAGAAAGGUCACCACUGGUGUCAUGUUCGUUGGCCUAUGUACUGGCAAUGUGAUUGGACCUCUCCUCUACAGUACUGACCAAGCUCCCCUUUACCGCAAAGGCCUCAUUUCCAACUUGUGCAUGUUUAUCCUUGUCAUAAUUCUUACGGCUAUCGUAACCCUCUAUCUUUUGUUCCUCAAUAAGUCCCACGCCCGCAGGCGCUUAGCUCUGGGCAAGUCAGAGGUUAUUGUCGAUCGAUCCAUGCUUCAGAGUUCUGUUGCCGCUGAGCUCGACAAUAAUGAAGAAAUGGUGGCACAUGAUCAUGACUUUGAGGAUAUGACAGACCUCAAGAAUGAGGAUUUUAUCUUUGUGUAUUAA